AUAUUUCCCGCGGUUGACACUGGAAUUAGCGGGAAAUUACUUUCUCUGCCAGUCUGACCGCCAGGUGGCGGUACUUGAGGUACCUGUGGCACGUGCAGUGCCAGGUCAGUUCAGGCAACGCACUCGGUGGUCCAGGUAGAGCUAAAAUUCUUAACCAGAGGAAAUGACAGAAACGUCCUUAGCCGUGGUCUUAGACAGCAUUAAGGAGCAGAGAAAUGAGUUAACGAAGUAUUUAGACUCCAAAUUAGAGACCUUGAGGCAGGAAUUAAGUACAGAAAACCAGGAGGCUGGGUUCAAAAAAGUGAAGACUGAGCCGGAGUUCACGUGGAAACGGCAGGGUAACAAAGAACAAUUUAAGUUUAACAAUGGCAUUCAGGAAGAUGUAACGCAAGCGUUAUGGGCCUUACGUAUGGGUAAAACUGACUAUUGCUGUGAGCUAUUGGAGAAGAGUGUUUCCGAGAUCAAGGGGAGAAAUAAGCUCGUCAAGUUGGCAGACUCGUCAGAAUGUGGCUGGGAGACAGUUAAAUGUUACGUUACUAAUCCGCUCGCUAGUGAUUCGGAGGACGAGAAGAAAAUUAACAAGGCAGAAGCAAAAGCAAACAAGAAAAGGAAAGACAAAGUAGCCAAGAAGGACAGUCGGGCUAAGUAUGGCAGGGUAUACGGCGGUCCCGGUCGUUCUGGUGGCGGCGGCGCUGUGCUUAGUCAGCUACCUAGCACUUCCGGUGGGAACACAGCAGGACAGACAUUUUUUCGUGGCCAACGAAGAGCAUGGGCAGGUGGAGCAUGUUUCGGAUGUGGAGAUUUCAGCCAUUACAGGAAGGACUGUCCACUCAACACAGGAGGCAAACAACAAGGAGUACCAGGCGGGUCUAAAUGAGUCGGUGAAGGAAGGGUCCAAGGACUUGUUGUUAGGAUUCUUAAGGAGUGCAGAGGUAUUGAAUUUGAUGAGAUGCGAUAUUCAGUUGUCCUCCACCCACACAGAGCUUUUCAUAGAGCAGUCCAAGACAGAUAUCUACCGAGACGGCUCCUGGGUUUUGAUUGCUAGAACUGAUAACAAGUUAUGCCCAGUGAGGAAUCUUAAAAUCUAUCUGCAGUUGGCAGAGAUCAGUGACAGUAGCAGUGAGUAUAUCUUUCGGAAUGUGACAAAGUGCAAGGAUCGAUAUACCCUAAGGAAGUGUAAUAAGCCGAUGAUAUAUUCAAGACUGCGAGAAUCUUUUUUGCAUCAUUUUUCCAGUGUUGUUCCAGACAUUUCGAAAUAUGGUCUUCAUAGCUUCCGAGCAGGAGGGGCUACUGCUGCUGCGAAUGGAGGAGUGGUUGAUAGACUUUUCAAGCGCCAUGGAAGAUGGCGGUCAGAGACAGCUAAAGAUGGUUAUGUUAAAGACAGUGUGGUAGAAAGAUUAUCUGUUUCUCAAAAUCUCGGUUUAUAAGGGUAAAGGUUAGGGUUUAGAAGUGGGUGGAGGACUGUGAAUUUAGCAUUCGCCGUAACAUAUAUAUAUAUAUAUUAUUGAGUCAAUUUUAAAUAGUGAGAGUUUAAACAAUGUUUUGGUAUCUCGAUCCCGCUCUUUAGGUUCAUCGUUCGUGCGUUGUGGACAAUCAUUGAUUGUUUGUUAUUGCCACCGGGGGGUUGGGUGUGGCAGAGAAAUCAUAUUUCCCGCGGUUGACACUGGAAUUAGCGGGAAAUUACUUUCUCUGCCAGUCUGACCGCCAGGUGGCGGUACUUGAGGUACCUGUGGCACGUGCAGUGCCAGGUCAGUUCAGGCAACGCACUCGGUGGUCCAGGUAGAGCUAAAAUUCUUU
This is a messenger RNA of Pecten maximus, 1797 nucleotides long. RefSeq lists its product as uncharacterized. NCBI's taxonomy places the organism in Eukaryota, Metazoa, Mollusca, Bivalvia, Pectinida, Pectinidae. The record is from RefSeq and is a predicted model, not a curated record. The transcript has 2 exons. Gene Ontology annotation, molecular function: zinc ion binding; nucleic acid binding. Bases 164 to 877 code for a protein of 237 amino acids.